This is a messenger RNA of Octopus bimaculoides (California two-spot octopus), 2142 nucleotides long. Its product is annotated as AP-4 complex subunit sigma-1. Gene Ontology annotation, biological process: protein transport. The record is from RefSeq and is a predicted model, not a curated record. Lineage: Eukaryota; Metazoa; Mollusca; Cephalopoda; Octopoda; Octopodidae.
UCUUUUCUAUGUAUAGCUAUUAUAUAUGAGUGUGAAACUGAAGCGAAAAUAUAAAACACGGAAUUGUUUUGGUGAAAAGCGAAACUUUGAUGAGGAGGGGAAAAAUUAUAUUUUCACUGCAGUUUUGUUGUUGGAAUAUUUGAAUUACUUAUUGUGUAACCAGAUGUCCUCUCUUUCUUAAUUUAUUUUAGUCGUGGUCACUUUUCCUUAACCUCACUUAAACUACGAAGCCAUCAUGUUAACCCUCAGGUCAGGCCUAAUCGAACUGACCAAUGAUCAAGUGUUUUCCAGCUGUGACCAUCUCCGUCUUUCCCCUGUGGACAGCGAAUCCAAGAUCACAAUAUCUAAUGUGUCCUUUAAAAAAAAAAAAUGCUGGUGAUAUUCUGAUUUGAGAGAAAUUUGGCUACUAUUACCAGCAGGCGAGACGAUCAUAUUCUUUCACUAUAGAGAGCACACAAUGACAGUGCAUGCUGUAAUGGUGCAACAUUGUACAUAAUGUGUAGCAAUAAUACAACAAUAACAGAAAUAUGGUGAAGGAAAUUUAAACAACAUAAAUGUGAGAGACCCUGAUGAAUUCCUCAGGGUUGUUGUUGUUUAACCUAGCUCAGCCCCUAUCCAGCAGGCUUAUGGUGAAAGGUGUUCUGGCUGCAGUGACAAUCUUUUUUUUCCUUCAGGCAUAAAGAAUCGUAGACUUGUUGUUUGGGAAAGAAAUUUGGUUUCUAUUUUAGUAGGUCAAGUAUCUCUAUAAAUUCUCCUUCCUCCAUUAGCUUGUUUAAUGAUUGUUUCUUACCUUUGGAUUCAUUGGUGUUAUGAAGAUGAGAGAUAAGUUUUCUCUUGAAUAAGUUUUCCAUUGAGAUUUGUGAUUAAAUUAACGAGUAAGGUUAAUAUCUAUAAUGAAUUUGCCAUUUUUGAUGGGUGUACAGUGCACACCCAACACACCUGGAAUAUACACCCCUGAGUCACACGAAACCUGACACUUAUUCUUAGAGCUAGAUUAAGUUUUUAUAGGUCCCUUAGGCUACAAAUACUAUGAAGCCUCUAUAUUUUCAAAAAAUUUUCACUUAAUUUCUGGAAGUCCUCUAGCUGGUAGUCGUUUUUGGGUCACAGCUCCUAAAUCCCAUAGCUUAACCCAUUAAUAUUUAAACUGGCCAUAUCUGAUCAAAAUAUUCUACCUGAUCUCUCGCACCUACCCUACAAUUUUAUUCUAAAAAAUAAUCAAUCACAUCCAGUGAAUUCCUAAAGCCACAAGAAUCUCCAAAAUGCUGAAAUUUUUGUUGAUUAUCAAUAAAGCCGGCCGCCUUCGUCUUUCUCAUUACUUUGAGCAUCACUUACAAGAGGAUAGAUCUGCCAUGGAACGAGACAUUGUACGGCACUGUUUAGCUUCUGACGAUAAACAGUGUACAUUCUGGGAAUAUCGAGAUUUUGUGGUAGUUUAUCGAAAAUAUGUGAAUCUGUACCUAGUGGCUGCCGUUACCAGUGAUGAGAAUGAACUGGCAAUAUAUGAGCUGAUGCAUAAUCUACUGGAAACCUUGAAUGUGUACUUUGACAAAGUUUCAGAGCUGGAUAUUAUCUACAACAUCGACCGUGUCCAUGUGAUUAUCCAAGAAAUGUUCAACACCGGCUACGUCAUGGAAACAUCCAAAAACAAAGCACUGACAUCUCUUCGGCUACUCGACACUGUGAAGCGAUGACAACAGCAACAGACAACAAUGAAGACAAAACAAUGACAAUACCAAAACAAAACCAUGUGGUACAAACUGAAUGUCUCAGAGACCAAAUCCAAUGAAGACCUAAUCCUUCAAAGACCAAAUUCUUCAAAGACUGAAUCACUCAAAGCUUUAAUCCAUGGGAGACCAGAGACUAAACCCUUUUGUUACCAUAUUUCUGCUGAAAUAUGCUGCCUUUGCUUCAAUUAAUUCUUAAACUAAUGAAGAAUUUGUCAAAAGAACUUUGUCAUUUUUAAGCUGGUGUUUGGAACAUACAGUUAUAUGAAAUUUCGAUGGAAGGUUUUAAGUUUGAUCACUUUAUAACUUCAAGGUUUAUCACAAAACCAGAUGCGGUCUCAAGGGGUUAAUAUCAAACGGGUUAAUAACUCAGAGAUUCAGUUCCUGAAAGACCAAAUUCCUUAAUAUUUGGUUUGUC